Messenger RNA from Dermacentor andersoni, 2533 nucleotides. Its product is annotated as ELAV-like protein 1-B. Gene Ontology annotation, molecular function: RNA binding. Gene Ontology annotation, cellular component: ribonucleoprotein complex. Lineage: Eukaryota; Metazoa; Arthropoda; Arachnida; Ixodida; Ixodidae. The record is from RefSeq and is a predicted model, not a curated record.
GCCGGCAGGUGGCCAGUGGUCGCCUUCCAAAAAUUCAUGCAGCAGCGUCUAUGACGUGAAUUUCUGUCUUUUAACGCACAUUGAGGGCGUCUUUUUCCAGUGUUUUUUUUACCCGUUUUUUUUUCUUCGUAAUUUUUUUUGUUCUUUUUUUUCCUCACUAUUUUUUUACCGGCCUGGAUCCAUCGUCUUUACCCACCAUUGGUGCUGCUCCACGUUGCUGACGUUGGGGGCCCUCCUGUUCUCCUGCUGGGUUUGUCAACUUUGCCACCCUGCUGACCACGUCACGCCUGCCACAGUGUUCACGGAGGAAGGGCUAUUUUUUUUUUCUUCCCUUCAACACACCACUGGGGGUAUUCAGGGCCAAGUGCACAGCCGGUGCUGUCUCGUGAGUUCUGGCAAGGCGGCUGAAACCAGCAGACGAAACCGAACGGGAGCAGCGAGGGCCUGAACCAACGGGCACACUGGAACAAGACGAAAUCAUGGAAGGUGACGGGGGCAACAGCCAGACAAACCUCAUCAUCAACUACCUUCCCCAGGGCCUGACGGAUGAAGAGUUCCGCAGCCUUUUCACCAGCAUCGGUCCCAUUAAGUCAUCGAAGAUUGUGCGCCACAAAGCAACAGGCUACAGCUACGGCUUCGGCUUUGUCGACUAUCAGGGAGCCGGCGAUGCAGCACGUGCGGUCGAGACACUGAACGGCCUGCAGCUGCAGAACAAGAAGAUCAAGGUGGCAUAUGCGCGACCCGGCGGCGAGACCAUCAAGCACGCUAACCUCUACAUCCGUGGCAUCCCCAAGCACUUCCCCCCUGAGCAAGCCGAGAAGUUGUUCGCGGACUUUGGUCGGCUCAUCCAGUUUCGGGUGCUCAAGGACGACGCAGGACAGAGCAACAAGGGGGUUGCCUUCGCGCUGUACGACCUGCGCGAGAAUGCCGAAGCUGCUAUGUCGGCACUGUCGGGUCAAACGCUUCCAGGUGCCACCGAGCCGCUCCUGAUCAAGUUUGCCGAGGACAACUCCAAGAAGCUGCGACCUCCCGGAGGCCGUGGCCCCCAGGGUCAGCUGAUUGGGCCCCCGGGUGCUGGCGGCGGAGGCCCCAUGCGUGGUGCCCAGGGCCGCUACCGGUACAACCCACUGACGGGCUCCUACCAGUACCCAAUGGGAGGCAUGGCUCCUGCUCCAACUGCAGCAGACGCGGCUGGGCACGUGCUCUUCGUCUACAACAUUGGGACCGAUACGGACGAAAAGUCGCUCUGGCAACUCUUUGCCCAGUAUGGCACGGUGACCAAGGUGAACAUCAUCCGUGACACAGCCACAGGCCUAUCUAAGGGCUUUGGCUUCGUCACCAUGGCCAACUACCAGGACUGUGUAUGGGCCAUUGAGGCCUUAAACGGGUUCCGCUAUGCGGGCCGACCGCUGCAAGUCUCCUUCAAGCAGCCCAAGUAAAAGGGCUUGGGCUGGCCAUGGUCAUCAUCGUGCAGUUGUGAGUAGCAUCAACCACAGUGCUGCACUCAGUUGAAGCUUGAAAUUGGUCUUGCUGGUUUGGAAGUCUUCCAAGCUGUUUGCAGUACUUUGCUGCAUGCUUCAUGCAACUCAAGUUGAAGCACCAUGUCCAUGCUCCGCUGGUGACUGACAGUGUUAAGCGCCUCCUACAUAUUUCUUUUUUUUUUUUUUUCUUAUCCAUUGUUGAAUUGUUUUUCCGAGAACCGCUCUGGAUUGGCUACACGCUGCCACAUGUCGCCUGUGUGCUAAGAAGAAUAUGGCUGGCCGCCUCUAGGGACUGGUAGCGUUUUGGGGGAUGGUGUUCAAUGCGCACUUUUUUUUUUGCUGCCUAUGAAUUCACUUAUUGGACAUCGUCUUGGCUUGUCUACCCCAUCUUGUCUUGCUCAAGAAAAAUUGUAUUGGCAGCGGAGGGGACAGACUGUGCCCCAGCUCUGGGGAGUGGCAGACAUCGGGCAGUCAUGACGUCCCCCGCCUUUUCUUUCUUUUGUUUUUCUAUUGCUCUUUUAUCAGUGUGCCUGUGUGUGUGUGUGGGUGUUCAUUUUUUUUUUGCUUUCUCAUGCGUGAGUGCCCUAAGUUAGCAAGGAUUGUGAGAUUUUUUUUGUUUUAUAUAACUGAAUUUUUGGGAAAAUUUACUUUUUCUUUGUUAAGCUUUCCCUGGGUUCAGGCAGGCAGUAGCCUUCAAUUUGCUGUGUCAUUGUUGUUGCCAUUCUCGUUUUUUUUUUCCUAUUGUUACUUUCACAUCUGUUAGCAUUGUUACAAUCUUUGAAGACGAGUAGGCAUUGAACAUUGUAAGUGCACAAGCCACCUAGUGUGACUUGCGUAGAUUCAUUCUUUAUAUUUUUUUCCCCUUUCAUGCCAUUUACACAGUCAGCUUUAUUUUAUUCUCUUGAUCAGAGGAGACAUUUCUAAUUGUCUGCAUGAGAACGUAUUACCAAUGUAUCCUGAAUAUAAGCGUCAGCUGAGAAUGCUCCCCUGCCACCUUGUCCCCGGGCAAUCGGGAAGAUUAUGAAUAAAGGCCCCCUCAGCAGCUGGUUUCA